CCCGCCCGCCCGCCGGCCGCCCGCCCGCCCGCCCGCCCGUCCGCGCGGACCUCCUCCCCGCCCAGCGCCGGCGAGCGGCGGCGGCGGCGGGCUGAGGAGGAAAGAUGGCGGCGGGCUCGGAUCUGCUGGACGAGGUCUUCUUCAACAGCGAGGUGGACGAGAAAGUGGUGAGCGACCUGGUGGGCUCGCUCGAGUCGCAGCUGGCGGCCAGCGCGGCCCACCACCACCACCUCGCGCCCCGCGCGCCCGAGGCGCGGGCCGCGGCCGCCGGCGCGCUCGGGAACCAUGUCGGAGCCGCAGCCGCGCCGGCCGAGGGCGCGCCCGCAGCGGCGCCGGAGCCGCCCCCCGCAGGUAGAGCGCGGCGCGGCCUGAGCGCGGGCGGGCGCCGGCCGGGCCCGCGUCCUCACCGCGCCGCCCCGCCUGUCCCCGCAGGGCCCGCCGCGAAGCUGAGCGCGCUCGAGGCCGGCGCGGGCGCGGCGGCGGCGGCGCCGGGGCCCGGGGCCUGCGCUCCGGGGGCCGCGGCCGCGCCCGAGCCCGCCGCCAAGCCCGCCCGUCCCGGCCCGCCCGGCGGCCCCGGCGCCGCGCAAACUUUGAAUGGGAGCGCCGCGCUGGGGAACUCGCUCCGCGCCGCCGCCGCACCUGCUGUCAGCCUGCUCCACAACGGGCCCGCGCCCGCGCCGCCGCAGCCCAAGCCCGCUGCCGCCACUGUCAUCCAGACGCCGCCCUUCCUCGGCGCCCCCGCCGCGCCCGCGCCCCGCGCCCCCUCGCCCCCCGCGCCCGCCGCGCCCGCCGCCGCCGCCGCCCCGCCGCCGCCGCCGCCGCCCGCCGCCGCCAGCCUGGCCCGGCCGCCCGGCCACCCGGCCGGACCCCCGGCGGCCGCGCAGAACGGGGGCAGCGCCGCGCCCGCUCCCGCGCCCGCCCCUGCCCCCGCGCCCGCGUCCGCCCCGGUCCCGGCGCCGGCGCCCGCCGCCAACAGUCAGCCCGGGUCCGCCGCCGCGCCCGCGCAGGGGCCCAAGGCCGACUCGCCCAAGACGGCGGUGCCGCCGGCGCCCCCGCCGCCGCAGACCCUGGCGGCCGGCGCGGGGGCCGGCAUGAUCCUCGGGCCAACUAUGCAAGGGGCGCUGCCCGCAGCCGCCGCCGCCGGACUCCCGCCGCCCGCGCCCGGCACCCCCACCGGGCUGCCCAAGGGUCCGGCGGGCGCCGCGACCCAGAGCCUGCCCCGGGCGCCCUCGGCCGCCGCCGGCGGGAUCCGCGCCACGCUGACGCCCACGGUCCUAGCCCCCCGCCUGCCGCAGCCGCCUCCGAACCCGACCAACAUCCAGAACUUCCAGCUGCCCCCAGGGAUGGUCCUUGUGCGGAGUGAGAACGGGCAGCUGCUGAUGAUCCCUCAGCAGGCCUUGGCCCAGAUGCAGGCCCAGGCCCACGUCCAGACCCAGCCUCAGACCACCAUGGCCCCCCGCCCUGCCACCCCCACAAGUGCCCCUCCUGUCCAGAUCUCCACCGUGCAGGCACCUGGGACCCCUAUUAUUGCACGGCAGGUGACCCCAACGACCAUAAUUAAGCAAGUGUCUCAGGCCCAGACGACGGUGCAGCCUGCCACGGCAGCACAGCGCUCGCCCGGCAUACAGCCUCAGCUUGUUCUGGGUGGUGCUGCCCAGACCUCCCUCGGGACGGCGACACCUCAGCGAACGGUCCCAGGGGCCACCACCUCCACAGCGGCCACGGAAACUAUGGAAAACGUGAAGAAAUGUAAAAAUUUUCUAUCUACGUUAAUAAAACUGGCUUCAUCUGGAAAACAGUCUACAGAGACAGCUGCUAAUGUGAAAGAGCUAGUGCAGAAUCUGCUGGAUGGAAAAAUCGAGGCAGAGGAUUUCACCAGUAGAUUAUACCGAGAACUUAAUUCUUCACCUCAACCUUACCUUGUGCCUUUCCUGAAGAGGAGCUUGCCCGCCUUGAGACAGCUGACCCCCGACUCGGCAGCCUUCAUCCACCAGAGCCAGCAGCAGCCACCACCCGCCUCCCAGGCCACCACUGCGCUCACAGCUGUGGUGCUGAGCAGCUCAGUCCAGCGCGCCGCGGGGAAGACGGCAGCCACCGUGACCAGCGCCCUGCAGCCCCCUGUCAUUAGCCUCGCACAGCCUGCACAGGUUGGCGUUGGCAAGCAGGGCCAGCCCACGCCGCUGGUCAUCCAGCAGCCGCCCAAGCCAGGGGCGCUGAUCCGCCCCCCGCAGGUGACGUUGACGCAGACGCCCAUGGUCGCCCUGCGGCAGCCUCACAGCCGCAUCGUGCUCACCGCGCCGCAGCAGAUUCAGCUGAACCAGCUGCAGCCAGUCCCCGUGGUGAAGCCCGCUGCGCUACCUGGAACCAAAGCCCUUUCCGCCGUCUCAGCCCAGGCAGCUGCUGUGCAGAAGAACAAGCUCAAGGAGCAGGGGGGAGGCUCGUUCCGGGACGACGAUGACAUUAACGAUGUCGCCUCGAUGGCGGGGGUAAACCUGUCAGAAGAAAGUGCGAGAAUAUUAGCCACAAACUCUGAGUUGGUGGGCACCCUGACACGGUCCUGUAAAGAUGAAACCUUCCUCCUCCCAGCGCCUUUGCAGAGAAGAAUACUAGAAAUAGGUAAAAAACACGGCAUAACGGAGCUCCAUCCAGAUGUAGUGAGUUAUGUGUCCCAUGCCACGCAACAGAGGCUACAGAACCUUGUAGAGAAAAUAUCAGAAACAGCUCAGCAGAAGAACUUCUCUUACAAGGAUGAUGACAGAUACGAGCAGGCAAGUGAUGUCCGGGCUCAGCUCAAAUUUUUUGAACAGCUUGAUCAAAUUGAAAAGCAGAGGAAAGAUGAGCAGGAAAGAGAAAUCUUAAUGCGAGCAGCAAAGUCUCGAUCCAGACAAGAAGAUCCAGAACAAUUAAGGUUGAAACAAAAGGCAAAAGAGAUGCAGCAGCAAGAACUGGCACAAAUGAGGCAACGCGAUGCCAACCUCACAGCCCUCGCCGCGAUCGGGCCCAGAAAGAAGAGGAAGGUGGACUCUCCGGGGCCAGGAUCAGGAACAGAGGGGUUGGGCCCCGGCUCAGCGGUCCCAGGCAGCUCCGGCGUCGGAACCCCCCGACAGUUCACGCGACAAAGGAUCACGCGGGUCAACCUCAGGGACCUCAUAUUUUGCUUAGAAAAUGAGCGUGAGACAAGCCAUUCACUGUUGCUCUACAAAGCAUUCCUUAAGUAGCACAGGCGCGGCAUCUUCGAUGGAGACGCCUGGGGACGUUUUUAUAUAUUUGCAGAUUACGCCUUUUUGUAACAAGCAAAUGGGAUAUUGUUUAAAAAACAGCCACCUCUUUACAAUGGAGCAGUUUUAUAUUCCUGUUUCUAAGUCACCUCUUCAGUGCGGAAGAAAACGCGUUUCUGUAACAGAGAACACAGGGGCCUGUGGGCACUCUUAAAGGACAAUUAAAUCUUAACUCAUCUUUGAUUGAGUGGCCUUCUUGCCAAACAAGCCAUAAUAUAAAAACUGAUGGAAUCGUUUAGCAAAUAAUUAGCUGCCCUCUGUCGCCCCCUAGCGGUUUCUAUAUUAUUUGCGCAUUUGGUUUAAGUUCAACCCAACUUACUUGCAUAGGUGUGUCUCUCCAGCAGUGACCUCAUUUCAUUUAUUUUAUUUUUGUAUUAGUCAGUUGGCAAAGCAAACUGAUUUUUUAGACUAUUUAUCUUUCUCCCUGUCCCCUGCCCUCCGUUCAGAGUUCUCGAGGGGCACACAGCUCGCCUCGGAGUUAAAUCACUUUUCUGCGGGGCCCUCCUGAAUGUCUGUCUCCAUCUGUACACGUGCAUUUUAUUUGCUGUAGUUUGUAAAGCUGUAAAGUUACAAGAAAUGAAAACCUUUUCAGCAUAAAUCUAUUUUACUUGCACUGUGUUUUUUAGCUAAAAGUGAAAACUUAGAUGAAAUAAAAUCAAAGUUGAGAAGAAUCAUCAAAAGACUGUUUCUCAGUGUGAAUCAAGUGUUGAAAAAUGGUUGGUGUAUUUUGUCAGUAAUUGUACAUAAUUUUUGGCACAUAACAUAAAAAUGGCUAUGUAAACUAUAAUUAUUUUGCUAAGAGACUGUAUGCAAGCUGUGGGCCAACUUUACAGAUGUCCAGAGCAAAGCCCCUUCUUUGUACCUAUUUUUUUAUUACAAAUAUACUAAUUGGUUCUUUAUAUUUUCAGAGGUUAUUGUAUUAAAUUGUCUAUUGAUAGUACUUUUACGACUGUAAAUAUCUGGCUCUCCCCGUGUGAGUUGCUCUUGUUAGACUCGAAUUCGGGUGAGUCAACUGAAUGCUGAGCAGUAUUUUUUAUCAACACCUGAAAACUGUUACACCUUUUAUUUUGUCUUUUAGGAAAUCCCUGUCUUUCCAUUUUUUCAUGUAAAUUUUGCACAGUUACUUGUUCAUAUGUAAAUAUUUUACUUUCAGAAAUAAAGUUUUUAAUUGCUAUUGUUUUAUAUAGGAUUGAAAGAAAAUUAACUCCUUUAUUAAAAACAAAUUUAUCUGUA
Molecule: messenger RNA, 4511 nt
Organism: Manis pentadactyla (Chinese pangolin)
Lineage: Eukaryota; Metazoa; Chordata; Mammalia; Pholidota; Manidae
Gene: TAF4
Product: TATA-box binding protein associated factor 4
Exons: 15
Coding region: 105-3218 (1037 amino acids)
Biological process (GO): DNA-templated transcription; transcription initiation at RNA polymerase II promoter
Cellular component (GO): transcription factor TFIID complex
Molecular function (GO): protein heterodimerization activity; RNA polymerase II general transcription initiation factor activity; DNA binding
Source: RefSeq, a predicted model, not a curated record